AUGACUUCGACAGUCCUUAUCACCGGAGCCAGUGGCCUUCUGGGCCGCCAGGUCUUCAACACCUUUCAGCACUCGGGAGUCUUGGUGGUCGGUCAGGGCUUCUCGCGUGCAGCCCCGCCAACUAUUCUCAAGGCAGAUUUGGAGAAAGCGGAGGAGAUUAAAGCCCUCUUGAACGAUGUCAAACCACAGAUUGUCAUUCACUGUGCGGCCAACCGAUCUCCAGAUCUGUGUGAGAAGAACCCCGAGCAAGCGCGGAAUGUUAAUGUAGAGGCCACUCGAGCCCUAGCCGAGGAAUGUCAAUCCCGCGGAGCCUUCCUCAUCUAUAUUUCGACCGACUACGUUUUUCCUGGCCUAGAGGGCCAGGCUCCCUACGAAACAGAUGCUGAGACUAAACCACCCAACGUGUACGGGGAAUUGAAACGAGACGGUGAAGUAGCAGUUCUGCAGGCCACCAAGGAUUCGGGUCUAGGCGUGGUCCUUCGCGUGCCGGUGCUGUACGGAUCGGCCAAGGACAACUCUGAGAGUGCAGUCAACACUCUGGUAGACGCGGUCAAGAAGGCCCAGGAUGAGAAUGCGGGUUUGAAGAUGGAUGACUGGGCUCAACGAUAUCCCACGAACACCGAGGACGUGGCGCGGGUGUGCCGCGACAUCGUCAUCAAGUACCUGCAGCAAAAGGACCGCCUGAAAGAGCUGCCGCACAUUCUGCAGUUCAGCUCCGAGGACCGGAUGACCAAGUAUGAGAUCUGCGAGAAGCUGGCUGAGGUAAUGGGCUGGUCUCUCCCGGGCAUGAUCCCCAACAAGCAGGGCAAUGACCCCAAUGGAGGCGUCCAGCGACCCUACGACACCCACUUGUCCACCAAGGCUCUGAUUGACUUGGGCAUUGAUGUGCGGACUAUGGACUUUGUGGCUUGGUGGUAA
Messenger RNA from Penicillium macrosclerotiorum, 918 nucleotides. RefSeq names its product dTDP-4-dehydrorhamnose reductase family protein. Gene Ontology annotation, cellular component: methionine adenosyltransferase complex. Gene Ontology annotation, molecular function: methionine adenosyltransferase regulator activity. Gene Ontology annotation, biological process: S-adenosylmethionine biosynthetic process. Lineage: Eukaryota; Fungi; Ascomycota; Eurotiomycetes; Eurotiales; Aspergillaceae. The record is from RefSeq and is a predicted model, not a curated record. The coding region runs from base 1 to 918 and encodes 305 amino acids. The transcript has 3 exons.